Messenger RNA from Metarhizium brunneum ARSEF 3297, 780 nucleotides. The record is from RefSeq and is a predicted model, not a curated record. NCBI's taxonomy places the organism in Eukaryota, Fungi, Ascomycota, Sordariomycetes, Hypocreales, Clavicipitaceae.
AUGCCUUUGCAGGCCCACACGAGCUCUAGCCUCCUCCAACCUCCUCAGCUUCCCCUCCCGUCGAGCAAUGUCAACCACCUGUUCCCUGUCGCAGACCCCUUCCGAACCCUCCUCCGACACCAAGAAGCGCAAACCGCUAACCCGAGAACAACGCGACUUUCUCUCCUCCGCUGUCCGUCCAGCCCCUCCGGCAAUCUGACCCCGAACCCCACGUAUGUGAAAUCAUCACUGACGAAACCUUGCCAGCUCCGUGUCAACCAAGCCGGCGAACUGGCCGCCACGCUCAUCUACAAAGCGCAAACGCCGCUCGUCGUCCGCCAGCACCCCCACCUCCGACCGCUCAUGGCGCACAUGUACGACCAAGAAGCCGGGCACUUUGCAACGUUCAACGACCUCAUCCACAAGCACCGCGUGCGUCCGACGGCGCUCUACCCGCUGUGGUCUGUCCUCGCCACAGGUCUAGGCUGGUCAACUGCCCUGAUGGGCCGCGAGGCCGCAAUGGCGUGUACGGAGGCGGUCGAGACCGAGAUUGGAGACCAUUACAAUAACCAGAUUCGAGAGAUACUCGAGAUGAUUACCCAGUGGGAGGCAGAGGGCUACCAAGUCAGUACCGAGAUUGGGGAGUUGGUACAGACGUUGAGGAGGAUACGGGAUGAGGAGCUGGAGCAUUUGGACCAUGCGGUUGAGCACGAUGCGAAAAAGGCAGAGCCGCAUUGGUUGUUGACUGGAGUUAUAAGGGCCGGUUGUAGGGGAGCGAUCUGGGUCAGCGAGCGAGUUUGA